Molecule: messenger RNA, 579 nt
Organism: Meloidogyne enterolobii
Lineage: Eukaryota; Metazoa; Nematoda; Chromadorea; Rhabditida; Meloidogynidae
Source: the annotation of a GenBank genome assembly
AUGUUUAUUUCAUUAUUAGCUAUCUUGGCAUUGUCAGCCAUUAUGAAUAAUGAAUUUACUAACGCAAUUGACCAAGCUGGACGUGACGCAGUAGUUUAUUGGCACAAUUACUUCCGUGCUGAACUAGUUGCAGGAAGGGUUAAAAAUAAAACUGGAGAGUUUCUGCCAAAAGCAAAAGAUAUGAAAAAAAUGGAAUUUUCUCUAGAACUCGAAAAGCAAGCACAGGCCUGGGCUGAUAAAUGCACUUAUAGUCAUUCGGACCCUUAUGGGAAUUAUGGAGAGAAUUUUUAUGCUUAUGCAAGAAUGGACAAUGAUUCUGCUGCCAUCGAGUAUGUAGUAAAAGGAUGGUGGUCAGAGUUGGAAUACAGAGGAGCUUUGGGACCUUAUCCUGGCCAAGACUGCGUUGCAUUUGAUGCACCUCAAAAUAAUAGAGGUAUUGGACAUUGGACACAACUUGCCUGGUAUAACACGUAUCAAGUCGGGUGUGGAAUUGGACGUUGCCCCAAAUAUACAGGGUGCGGCAAAUUUAGCGCCGACUUUGUUUUGGCUAUAACUUUUUUAAUUUUAAUCGAAAAUUGA